This is a messenger RNA of Drosophila nasuta, 662 nucleotides long. RefSeq names its product protein-tyrosine phosphatase 4A family member PRL-1 (gene PRL-1). Lineage: Eukaryota; Metazoa; Arthropoda; Insecta; Diptera; Drosophilidae. The transcript has 4 exons. The record is from RefSeq and is a predicted model, not a curated record. Gene Ontology annotation, biological process: protein dephosphorylation. The coding region runs from base 32 to 550 and encodes 172 amino acids.
CUGAUUUAAAAAGUAAAGUUAAGGCAUCAGAAUGCGUCAAAAAGAUCUACGCCCAGCACCUGCUCUUAUUGAGUAUAAGGGCAUGAAGUUCCUAAUCACCGAUCGACCAUCAGACAUAACAAUUAAUCACUACAUUAUGGAGCUUAAAAAGAACAAUGUUAACACUGUGGUGCGUGUUUGCGAGCCCAGCUACAACACGGAUGAGCUGGAAGCCCAAGGCAUUACUGUGAAGGAUCUAGCUUUUGAUGAUGGCACGUUCCCGCCACAACAGGUCGUUGAUGAGUGGUUCGAGGUCCUGAAGGAUAAAUACCAACAGAAUCCCGAGGCAUGCGUUGCCGUUCAUUGCGUCGCUGGUCUGGGACGUGCCCCUGUUUUGGUUGCACUGGCACUAAUCGAAUUGGGCUUGAAAUAUGAAGCGGCUGUUGAAAUGAUUAGAGAUAAACGACGCGGCGCUAUUAAUGCCAAGCAGCUGUCAUUUUUGGAGAAAUACAAGCCCAAAGCGCGGCUAAAGCACAAAAAUGGCCACAAAAAUUCAUGUUCUGUGCAAUAGAUUUCCAAAACCAUAUGUAUAUUCCCACCAGAUAAAAAGUGUUCAUUUUUUCAAACAAAAAAAAACCACAAAAAAACAUGAAAUAAUUUAUCGAAAUAAAAAAAAAACUAAA